This is a messenger RNA of Meloidogyne enterolobii, 1051 nucleotides long. The record is from the annotation of a GenBank genome assembly. NCBI's taxonomy places the organism in Eukaryota, Metazoa, Nematoda, Chromadorea, Rhabditida, Meloidogynidae.
GGGAGAUGAUUUUGAGCAUCAUUUUGACCAACUUUUAUUUUUUGAAAAUUUCGCCCAUUUCUAUUGAAUAAUUGCUUUUGAAAUUUUGCUGCGCAUUUUACAUAAUAGUUAAAUUUUUUGACAUUUUUUUCUUCCUUUUCUACAAAUUCUCUUUUUUUGCUUCCGCUCAUUCAUCUGUCAAAUUGCUUUUUGCAAUAAAAAAGAGGAAAAAUAUUUAAAUGACAACCCCGUGCUCGUUGCUUUGUUUAUUGGCAAUAUCUUUGGAUUUUAGGCCUUCUCCAGACAUUCAGAAGUGCUCCUACUGUGUUCAAAUACGUGGGUUAACUCAAAGUUGUUCGCAAGACCCUCGGGAUUGUGCUGAAUGGGAACCAGAUUCAUUAAUUUAUUGUUUAAGUCGUGACGAGCAGUAUUGGGGAAGGGAGGCUUUGUUGAAAAGAUCCACCCGUUGCAUUUCCCAUUCAAAUUUAUUAAACAACCAAACUUUGAUUUCCGAAUUGGCACAAAUCCCACAGGAUACUCAAUAUCGAUGUACAUUUGAUAGGGCACAGGAAUGCAAAUGUCCGGAUUGUAUUUAUGAAAGGAAACAGCCAACAAUUUUUGAAGAAAUUGAGAGGGGUAAGAAAAGAUUUAUGGGGGGAUUUGGUGAGAUGUAUAGUCAAACCUCGAUUUUACGUACUUUCAAUUUAAGGUACUUUUAAAAUUUGGCUGCCCACUGGGACUGGGAAGCUGACCCAAGCGAUACUCUCCACUUAUUGUAACCCUCAUUAGAAGCGACUCUCUCUUUCAUAUACCUCUCAUUAUAAACGAUACCCUCCAUAUAAGAUACCACUCAUUAUAAGAUAAAAAUUUUUCACCCUCCAAGAAUAAUUUAAAAAAUUAAAAAUCUUUUCAGCAGACAACCAUCAGGAUUCAAAUAAAGAAGACUUGGGCAAAAAUCUUCAAGAUAUUACCCAAAAAGUUAAUAAAUUAAUUAAUGAAGAGGACAAAACUUUUACAAAAAUAUCUACACAAAAAUUAAAAAGAAAUAAACAAAAACACGCAACUAGAAUAG